UCCCUGGCGCUCCCUGACCCGGACGCUCUCCGGGCCAAUAUGGCAGCGCCCAGCAAUAAGACAGAGCUGGCCUGGAGUCCGCGGCUGGCUGCGUGAGUAGGUGAUUGUCUGACAAGCAGAGGCAUGAGCUGGGUCCAGGCCACCCUACUGGCCCGAGGCCUCUGUAGGGCCUGGGGAGGCAGCUGCGGGGCCGCCCUCACAGGAACCUCCAUCUCUCAGCUCCCUUGCCAGCUCCCUCGGGGCCUCCACUGCAGCGCAGCCGCCUAUAGCUCUGAACAGUCCCUGGUUCCCAGCCCACCGGAACCCCGGCAGAGGCCCACCAAGGCUCUGGUGCCCUUUGAGGACCUGUUUGGGCAGGCGCCUAGUGGGGAACGGGACAAGGCGAGCUUCCUGCAGGCGGUGCAGAAAUUUGGGGAGCACAGCGUGCGUAAGCGGGGCCAUGUUGACUUCAUCUACCUGGCCCUGCGCAAGAUGCGGGAGUAUGGUGUCGAGCGGGACCUGGCUGUGUACAACCAGCUGCUCAACAUCUUCCCCAAGGAGGUCUUCCGGCCUCGCAGCAUCAUCCAGCGCAUCUUCGUCCACUACCCUCGGCAGCAAGAGUGUGGGAUUGCUGUCCUGGAGCAGAUGGAGAACCACGGUGUGAUGCCCAACAAGGAGACGGAGUUCCUGCUGAUUGAGAUAUUUGGACGCAAAAGCUACCCCAUGCUCAAGUUGGUGCGCCUGAAGCUGUGGUUCCCUCGAUUCAUGAACAUCAACCCCUUCCCAGUGCCCCGGGACCUGCCCCAGGACCCUGUGGAGCUGGCCAUGUUUGGCCUGCGACACAUGGAGCCUGACCUUAGUGCCAGGGUCACCAUCUACCAGGUUCCUUUGCCCAAAGACUCAACAGGUGCAGCAGAUCCCCCCCAGCCCCACAUCGUAGGUAAGUCCGUGGGCAUGGGGGCCGCCACGUCUCUAACCUGGCCCAGGCCCUGCCAGGUUCCUGCUGGGCCUAGGCUGGGCUCCCUGGGCCUCUGCGCCAAGUCCCUUGCAGGGCACAGGGCAUGUAUGUCUCCACACCAGGAAUCCAGAGUCCCGAUCAGCAGGCUGCCCUGGCCCGCCACAGUCCAGCCCGGCCUGUCUUUGUUGAGGGCCCCUUCUCCCUGUGGCUCCGCAAUAAGUGUGUGUAUUACCACAUCCUCAGAGCUGACUUGCUGCCCCCGGAGGAGAGGGAAGUUGAAGAGAUGCCAGAGGAGUGGAACCUCUACUACCCGAUGCAGCUGGACCUGGAGUAUGCGAGGAGUGGCUGGGACAACUACGAGUUUGACAUCAAUGAAGUGGAGGAAGGCCCUGUCUUCGCCAUGUGUAUGGCGGGUGCCCAUGACCAGGCGACGCUGGCUAAGUGGAUCCAGGGCCUGCAGGAGACCAACCCAACCCUGGCUCAGAUCCCCGUGGUCUUCCGCCUGGUCGGGUCCACCGGGGAGCUCCAGACAUCCUCUGCAGGGCUGGAGGAGCCGCCCCUGCCCGAGGACCACCAGGAAGAAGACGACAACCUGCAGCGACAGCAGCAGGGCCAGAGCUGAGUCUGAGCCGGCGCGAGGGCACAGGCUGUGGCCCGAGGAGGCGGUGGACUGAAGGCAUGAGAUGCCCUUUGAGUGUACAGCAAAUCAAUGUUUUCCUGCUUGGGCUCUCCUCCCUCAUCUCUAGCAGUAUGACAUCCCCUCCCCAGGAUCUCAGACUGUCAGCGGUGGGCAGGCGAGACCCCUCCAGAGUCUGCAGGCGCCUCUGGUUCUCCAAGUUUAAAUAAAAAGGGGUGGGUGGGGUCGUUGUCGGUUGUGCGCA
This is a messenger RNA of Nomascus leucogenys (northern white-cheeked gibbon), 1818 nucleotides long. Lineage: Eukaryota; Metazoa; Chordata; Mammalia; Primates; Hylobatidae. The record is from RefSeq and is a predicted model, not a curated record.